CAUCCUUCGAUUUCCUCUCUUCUCGUUUAAUAUUAUUGGGUUUUAUCUCAUAUUUUUUGGUUUUUGAGGGGUUUCGGCUUCUUUUUUAUAUACUUUUGCUUUAGGGGUCAUUCCAUUUCUGUCUUCCCAACUUAUAUUGUCAUAUUCUGUCCGUGCGAUACAGUGCUUCUGAUUUUGUUUCUGUUAGUUUUGAUGGGUUGUUAAUGUCUUUUGGGUUGGUGUGCCGUCGAGUACCAAAAUCAUGGUUUUUGAUGAGCAGGGCAACGAGGAAGUUUCAGAGACGAAAACAACGGCAAAAGAAUCUCCUCAUGAAGAAGAACAUCAACCUGAUGCGCCUAAAACUGGUGGGACGAGCAGAGAAAUGAGUGAUGCAAACGAGGAAGAGGAAGAGGAUGAAGAAAGGAAGAUAGAGCUGGGUCCUCAGUACACUCUCAAAGAACAACUUGAAAAGGAUAAGGAUGAUGAGAGCUUGAGAAGGUGGAAGGAACAGCUUCUUGGAAGUGUGGAUUUUAAUUCUGUUGGAGAAACUCUAGAUCCAGAAGUGAAGAUCCUGAGCCUUGCCAUCAAAUCCUCUGGUAGACCUGAUAUUGUUCUUUCAAUUCCUGAGGAUGGAAAUCUGAAAGGCGUAUGGUUCACCUUAAAAGAAGGAAGCCGCUAUAGCCUGCAGUUCACUUUUCAUGUUGGGCAUAACAUUGUAUCUGGUCUCAAGUACACUAACACAGUUUGGAAAACUGGUGUGAAGGUGGAUAGCACCAAGGAGAUGUUAGGAACUUUCAGUCCCCAGGCUGAACCUUACACACAUGAGAUGCCUGAGGAAACUACUCCAUCUGGUAUUUUUGCCAAAGGAUCUUACUCAGCUAAAAGUCGGUUUGUUGAUGAUGACAACAAGUGCUAUUUGGAGAUCAACUAUACAUUUGAUAUCCGUAAAGAAUGGCAGCCAAUUGAAACAUCUUGA
Messenger RNA from Manihot esculenta (cassava), 955 nucleotides. Its product is annotated as rho GDP-dissociation inhibitor 1. Gene Ontology annotation, molecular function: protein binding; Rho GDP-dissociation inhibitor activity. The transcript is spliced from 5 exons. The record is from RefSeq and is a predicted model, not a curated record. Bases 242 to 955 code for a protein of 237 amino acids. Gene Ontology annotation, cellular component: cytosol; cytoplasm; membrane. NCBI's taxonomy places the organism in Eukaryota, Viridiplantae, Streptophyta, Magnoliopsida, Malpighiales, Euphorbiaceae. Gene Ontology annotation, biological process: Rho protein signal transduction.